Molecule: messenger RNA, 1494 nt
Organism: Fonsecaea nubica
Lineage: Eukaryota; Fungi; Ascomycota; Eurotiomycetes; Chaetothyriales; Herpotrichiellaceae
Exons: 1
Coding region: 1-1494 (497 amino acids)
Molecular function (GO): hydrolase activity
Source: RefSeq, a predicted model, not a curated record
AUGGCCGCGGCCGCCGUUGCGACUGCGACUGCAACAGCGCCAGCGAGGGCAGAGAACCAUUCGAGAAGCGAGUCCCAUGGCCAACAACCGGGACCGGGACUGAAGCACCUCGGCCGUGGUGGCGGCGAUAUGCAAAUCACCACGCGCACCGACCUCUCGCUCCUGUACCGCGCGCUGCGCGCCGUCAUGAAACCACUGCGUCCCCGUCUCGUUCAGCUCGACGGGUCAGCGCAGCCGGCGGGGUCGCCGCGCCUGUCGCCGCCGAGGAAGCGGGGUGUGCGGAUCACCGAGACGCGGUGUGCCGACGUGUGGAUGUAUCGGUAUCGGAUUCGCGCUCACGCUCGCGCGGGCGAGGCGGGGAAGGCGACUGGACGAGAUGAAGGAAGUGGAGGAGAGGGAGGAAGACGCGUCCACCACGUCUACUAUUUCUGCGGCGGCGGGUUCCAAUCGCCCCCUUCUUCCGAACACUGGCGCUUCGUGGCACAGCUUGCGCAAGACCUCGCGAGACACCGGUCCAGUAGUAAUCCGCUCGUUGUCGACGAGAAUGAUGGUGGCAAACACGCCUACGACCCACACAAAAACACCGACACCGACACCGAAAUCGAGCUGGUCCUCGUCAGUUAUCCACUGGCCCCCGAAAAUCCGGCGAGCGAGAGCUUGAGGAUCCUCCGGAAGUGGCUCACGACGGUCAUGGACGAGGCGGCAGCGAAGGGGAACACGCUCGGUCUGGCGGGUGAUAGCAGCGGGGGGAAUGUCGCCCUGAGUCUGGGAUUCUGGGCAGUGCAGAAUUAUGGGAUUGGGCCAUCACAACAACAACAACAACAACAGCAGCAGCAGCAGCAGCAGCAGCAGCAGCAGGGGCAGAGCCAGCAAAUCCAUUCUAGAACGGAAACACCUCUUGCUGCUGGCGAUGACGGCGACAACGACUUGACCAAGCGCACCAACAAGGGACCUGGAACAAGGACGAGAGAGGGUAAAUUCCCGCUCACGGCCUUGAUCAGCAUCUCAGGUCCCACAGACUUGACCAACACCAACCCGGAAAUCCGCAAGGCGGAUCAACUGGACUGUCUCCUGACGGAGAAGACGACACGAGAAGUCGCGCAGGUCUGGACCGCGAACGGUGACAGCAACGGCACAGCGAACAAGAAGAAGCAGAACUCUCCCUCCCACGAACCCACACCGCUCACCGACCCCAGCGUUUCGCCCCUCCUCAGCCCCGACGCGGCCUUCCACGCCCUCAAGGAACGAAAGGUACACGUGCACGGGGUCUUGGGCACGCACGACGUGUUGGCGCCGGACGCAAUAGCAUUCAUGCACAAGUGCCAAAGACUCGGGCUGACGGGGCAGUGGCUGGUGUGGGAGGGCCAGAUGCACUGUUUCCCUCUUGCGGGCGGAGAGGGCUGGCUGGGGAUCCGGGAAGGGAGAGAAGCGCGCGAGUUUAUAGAAAGUGUGCUUCGAAGAGAAUCUGGGCGGGAAGAUGUGAAUCAUGUAUAA